GUCUCCGACCGCGUGGAGGGAAAGAGAGGCAGGAUCGUUUCGCGACGACCGUGAGCUUGAGUAGCGAAAUGUCGUGUCAUCGAAGAAAAGUGCAUACGCCGCGUGUGGAACUAAUGAUCGUGAUUGCAUCGCAGACUUCACCGAGCUCAGACAUGCCAUGACGAGAAAGAAGAGGAGCAGCGAUGUGGAGAGAAACGGAUGGUUAUCAUACCGACCGCUGCAGUGGAUGCCCCCGAGGAGAACGAGCCGACCCAGCUAUUUCUACGCCUCCCCUGAUUAUACUUUCGGCAACACCAGGGAUGAAUCCAAUCUGAACUAUCAUCAUGAUUUCCGGGACCACAGAAGGCAGCACGAUUUACCGUACAGACAUCGUAUGGCAAGCACGAUACCAUGGUUGCUAUCAAUGUCGUUACUGGCUGUCCCAAAAUUUGCGGCUUACACGGGUCCCAAUAUUUUAUCCAGGGACCUUCAGGCACCCGCGUUGCCAUUAACAUCGUCCAUUUCUACUCCACAAUUUUUUUCGCAUAACUUCAACUACAAAGAUUCUACUGCAUCGGUUUAUGAUGAACACGCCAGCACGUCGCGAAAUUGCGAUAAUCAUUCGCCGGAGGAAAAACCAACGGUUUCCACGAUCACAGGCAAUCUUUACGGAUCGACGCCGCAAUCGCGGCACCGCGUUGCUACAUCCAAUCUGGGAAGAAGCAAUCCUUCCAGAUCCAUUGGAAGAGCCAUCGAUAUGUUCCGCGCGGAUCCGCACUCGGUCAAUCAAUUGGACUUCAACGAUUUCGGCGACGGUUUCGCGCCGGGGCGCAUCAUAGACGACUACGUUGGUCCCGCUAUGGAACUAGUGUACGCCUGGUCCACGAUUGAUUUUGAAUUCGACAGUAUCGACGCGCGAGACAACGCUAUAUUCGAGGGCGACUACAUCGCGGAGAAUAACCUGCCCCUGGGCCUGGAAGUCUGGCGCGAUAAAGUCUUCAUCACUCUGCCAAAAUGGAGAACCGGCAUACCGGCGACUCUGGCUACCGUGCCCAGACAUUCCAAAACAAGAAGCCCCAAAUUAAGGCCGUACCCUAACUGGCAGUGGCAUCAACCAGGAAGCUGCGAGAGCUUAACGUCAGUCUUUCGAGUUCAAGUGGACGAGUGCAAUCGGUUGUGGGUUCUCGACUCCGGCAAAACGGAGCUCGCCAAAAGAUCCAAACAAGUCUGCCCGCCCGCAAUAUACAUCUUCGAUCUGCGCACCGACACCCUCAUCAGGAAGUACACCUUGCCGGACGAGCAGAUCAAGCAGGACUCCCUGUACAUCAACAUCGUGGUGGAUGUCAGAAACAACGACUGCGGCUCCGCGGUGGCGUACUUGGCGGACGUCUGGCGAUACGGUAUCGUGGUGUACGACUUCUUCAAGGACUCCACCUUCAGAGUCGAGCAUCACUUCUUCUAUCCCGAUCCCCUGGCGGCCAGAUACGAGCUGCACGGUAUAAAGUUCCAGUGGACCGACGGAAUAUUCGGAAUGGCGCUCAGUCCCGAGGACGUUCACAACGACAGAACGCUGUUCUUCCAUCCGAUGUCGAGCUUCCGGGAGUUCGCCGUGUCCACGUCGGUCUUCAGCGACAAGCGAACCGCGGAUUAUAGCACGGAGAAGUUCAUGCCCGUCGGGAAGCCCAGGGCCAAGGACUACGGCCACUCCUCCGGGUCCGCCGUCGACCGGAACGGCGUCAUGUUCUUCAACAUGGUCACCAGGGACUCCGUGUGGUGCUGGGACACCAGGAAGGAGUACAUACCGCAGAAUCUGGGUGUGAUUGGCACUAGCAACGAAUCGCUCGUGUUCCCGAACGACAUCAAGGUGGACCACGAACCGGAUCAAAGUGUGUGGCUGCUGUCGAAUCGAUUGCCGAUGUAUUUGUACGGGACACUGAACAGCGGGAGUAUUAAUUACAGGGUGUUUAAGGCGGACGUUAAGGAGGCCGUCAGGGAUACCGUCUGCGAUCCUAAUUACGUAGUCCCUGACUCGGAUCCGGGCCUCGACGAUACUUGUUGAAAAUUCGAUUCGCACACACGUCAUUAAAUUAAAUUAUAUUUAAAUUUUAAUUCUCGACAACUCUAAUCGGAUUUCUCAACAUCGACAUGCCUCUUACUUUAAAGUCUAAGCAUUAAAAUCCCCAGCACUGAACAUCAUUCAGGGAUAUACCUCCUUUUCUUAAGUUAUUCCGCGUUUAUUUAUAUCAUUUCUGAUUUUCGCCGAUUGUAAACUAUAAUAGAUUGAAUGAUCCAGAGAACAUAUCUUCGAUAUUUAACACGCAUUGUUUAGUAUCAGCACGUUUAUUUAAAUAUUCCUACUACUGUAAGCAGUGCAGUCUUCCGAGUUACCAAUGAUUAGACAAUUGUAUGUAAAAUUUUUAGCAUAAUUACAUUUUGUACAUAUUUGUAAACCAUACAUUUGUAUAAAACUUUUGCUAGAUGUAUAAAAUUAUCUGAUAGAAGUGAAAUACAUUGCUAUCGCGUGUAA
Molecule: messenger RNA, 2506 nt
Organism: Wasmannia auropunctata (little fire ant)
Lineage: Eukaryota; Metazoa; Arthropoda; Insecta; Hymenoptera; Formicidae
Gene: Y-h
Product: protein yellow-like
Exons: 6
Coding region: 158-2038 (626 amino acids)
Cellular component (GO): extracellular region
Source: RefSeq, a predicted model, not a curated record